Messenger RNA from Daphnia magna, 4122 nucleotides. RefSeq lists its product as uncharacterized. Gene Ontology annotation, biological process: protein phosphorylation; translation; protein K63-linked deubiquitination. Lineage: Eukaryota; Metazoa; Arthropoda; Branchiopoda; Diplostraca; Daphniidae. Gene Ontology annotation, molecular function: cysteine-type deubiquitinase activity; ATP binding; protein serine/threonine kinase activity. Gene Ontology annotation, cellular component: large ribosomal subunit; cytosol. The record is from RefSeq and is a predicted model, not a curated record.
UUUUUUAUUAUUGACAUUUCCAAACAUUUUUGGCGCUCGUCCUAUGCAUAUUUGUUCUGGCAUUCGAAGUGUGUCACCUUUUCAAAUGACGUAUUUCGGAUUCGCUUGAGAGGUGACAACAUAACUUCUUGACAUUCUGUAAAAUAUCCAGUCCCUUGUAGACAUGACUGUUGAUUUUUUGACUCACCCGGAUGAUGAGUCAAUCGUGACGAAAGUGGUUCCUUUAACCGUUUGUUUUACAGGACGUUGUAGCAACAGCUGUUGUUCUCAAAAUCCGCCCCUUCCAAUAAGCCAGACAAUUUCCUUGGUUAAUCUUUGAUAUGGUUUGUCAGCAUGAUCAAAUAAGACCUUCCAGGAUCUGUGUCAUUUAAAAUGGGAAACCGAGCUACUCGUCAGGAAACAUGUGAUGCUGUUUGUCGUGAUAAAUUUGAAAACAAAUCUUCAGACUUCUUUUAUGAUCCUCUCGCAAGCUUCAGGGUGAACAAUGGAGCCCCAAUAAAGAGCUUGAAAAAAACUUGCUACUCAAAAGCGAAAACGGUUUGGCCCCUUCCCAACCAUGAACUUCCCUUUUUCCCAGAAUUUCCAAUCAAAUCUGUAACGUCUGAGCAUUCUUUCAAUGUGAUAUCGGUUGUUUCAUCAGGUGCUUAUGGAAAAGUUCUUCAUGUUGUCCAUAAAGAAGAAGCAAAGAACUAUGCCAUGAAGGUUUUGUCAAAAAAUAUGAUAUUUAAAGAAAAUCUCGUCCAACAAGUCAAAGUUGAAGCUCAAAUACAAGUCAUGUGUGAUCACCACCCUUUCCUCGUGCGUGGCCCUUUUCGUUGGCAAAACAAAAGGAAUCUCUUUAUAGUGACAGAAUUCAUCGAAGGCGGCGAUCUGCAGCAACUUUGGCAAGAAACCGGAUGUUUCCACGAAGACUUGAUCAAAAUUUAUGUAGCCGAAAUAGCCUUAGUAUUAGAUUUCCUUCACAACGCCGGCAUUAUUUACAGAGAUCUGAAAAUGGAAAAUCUUUUGAUCGACGGGAAUGGACAUUUAAAAUUGAUUGAUUUCGGCUUGUCCAAAUGGCUGUCCCAUGGAGAUCGAUGCCAUACUUUAUGCGGCACUCGACAGUACAUGGCUCCAGAAAUUUUGCGGCUGGAAUCGUACACGCACGCGGUUGAUUGGUGGUCGCUCGGCGUUCUGUUUUACGCUCUGCUUCGAGGCAAGUUGCCCUUUUUUGGCAACUCGGAGGUCCCAGCUGCUCGAGAGACUCCACUAGACUUCUCGGAUGAUGACAUGAAUGGCGGGUCGUCGGCUAGUGAAUCCGCCCGGCGGCUUAUUCGGGGCCUCUUGACCGUUGAUGCACUGAAACGAGUCCGCAGUCUACGGACGCUGAAAAAUCACGCUUUCUACCAUCACUUUGAUUUCGAAUCACUUCGGUCCAAAAAGGUAUGCAACAAACGUGGCAGAGGACAACAUGGUGGCAAAAAACAUGGAGCCGGAAACAAGGGCUCAGGGCAAAGGCAGAACUUCAUGAGGCUUGGAUAUGAAACAGGAAACAAUCCAUUCUACUUGAGGGUCCCCAAAGAGCCAUACUACAAAGGGCACCAUUUGAGACGAGAAUAUCCACCCAUCUCGCUUAUGCAGCUACAGACCUUGAUUGAUACAGGAAGGUUGGAUACCUCUAAACCCAUUGAUCUGUCUGCAUUAUGCAACACCAAACUUUUUCAACUAUCUCCACUUGAAAAUCAAUAUGGGUUUCAACUCACUGAUGAAGGCCUUGACAAUUUCAAAGGUAGGGUAAACAUCGAAGUCCAGUACGCUUCGGAGCAAGUGAUUUCAGCCAUCGAAAGGAAUGGCGGAGUCAUAACAACGGCCUUUUAUGAUGCCCCAUCCUUAAUAGCCAUGCGGGAUCCCAUGAAAUUCUUCGCCAGUGGAAACCCUAUACCAAAGAGACAAAUGCCACCUGAAAAUGCAGUUGAAUAUUACACCGACCCUAAAAAUCGAGGAUAUCUGGCAGAUCCUGACUUAAUCGCAUUGGAGCGCUUCAAACUUGCUCAGAAAUACGGUUAUGAGCUUCCAGAUUUAAAAAAAGAUCCGGAACUUCUGCCCAUGAUGCUUGAACGUAAAGAUCCUCGACAGAUCUUUUUUGGUCUCAAUCCUGGAUGGUUGGUUAACUUGAAGGAUAAGAAAAUCUUUGAACCUGAGGAUGAACAAUUACUAGAAUACUUUGGAUCACCUCCACAUAGCCCUCUGAAAUCACCAACAGAUUCUUAUCAGGCUUAUCAUUAUGCUGUUCCUGCUACUAGGCCGACACCUGAAAAUUCAUCUUCAGUCAACAGUGACUCUUUGGCACAAGAGUUUUCCCAGUUGGCGAGCGAUCUACAUGAUGGGAUGGAAGUAGGCUCCUUAGUAGAGGUGUUGUUCGCUGGCAGACAGUUAUUUGGUGUAGUGAGAUGGUGUGGCAAGUCUAGAAAUAAGUCGGAGCAAGGUCUAGUCGGAGUUGAAUUGGAGUGUGAUAUUGACGAAGGCUCAGAUGGCAACUACCUAGGCCAACAGUUCUUUCGUUGUGCGCCUGGUAGGGGUGUAUUUGUCCCAUUUAGGCACUGCAGGGCCGACUCGAGGUUCAGUAGCUCCUUUGAUGUCACGAAACCCACGGCCUUUGGAAGAAAUUAUGAAACUUCUUCCGAGCUAGAAAAUGGAGGCCCAGAAUGCCCAUCAGUGUCUGGUGAAGUUCCCCCAGUGGGUCAGUUUGGUGACUGGAGUAAGCUGACUGGAAAAUUUCGCGGAAUCCAGGGUCAUCACAAUUCUUGCUACCUGGAUGCAACGCUCUUUAGUAUGUUCACCUUUACAAGCAUUUUUGACGGUCUGCUUUACCGACCACCGACGCGUAACGAUAUACCGCAAUACGAGGAAGUGCAAAGAAUAUUGAAAGAAGAAAUAGUAAAUCCUUUGCGUCAGCACUAUUAUGUGCGGGCUGAUAAAGUUAUGAAACUGCGCCGUCUUCUUCAAAAACUAGGGUCUGUCAAAGGUCUAACCAACGAAGAAAAAGAUCCGGAAGAGUUUCUUCAUUGUUUGCUGUCCCAAACGCUCAAAGCCGAACCGUUUUUGAAACUGAGCUCUGGGCAAGAAGCUUAUCAUCAUCAGCUCUUUGUGGAAAAAGACGAUAAACUCGUGAUGCCUACCGUCCAACAACUUUUUGAACAAAGUUUCCUGUCUAGUGGCAUUAAGCUAAAAGAAGUUCCACCAGUGCUCAUUAUUCAAAUGCCUCGCUUCGGGAAAUCUUAUAAAAUGUAUCCCUAUGUUCUUCCGUCCUCACUUCUGGACAUUACGGACGUCUUAGAAAACUCCCCUCGGCAGUGCAUCGUGUGCGGCCAUUUGGCUGAAAUGGAAUGUCAGCAGUGUCUUGGCCAAUGUGGCUCCGGCUUGGAAAGCAUCGCUUUUUGUGCACCUUGUCUUUACAAAGUCCACAGUCAUAAAAAACGAACGACGCACCAGGCUCAGCCGUUGCAAGUACCGGCAGAUUUUGCUGCCUUGCAGGAACAUUGUAUUAUACCGCGCAUGUACAUGGAGCUAUUUGCUGUCGUAUGCAUUGCGACAAGUCAUUACGUGGCUUUCGUGAAGUGUGGGCCGGGGCCAGAUGCUCCUUGGUGUUUCUUUGAUUCAAUGGCUGAUCGUAAAGGUGAACAAAAUGGGUUCAACAUACCCGAGGUGAUCACUUGUCCUGAUCUGCCAAGGUGGCUUUCAGACGAGUGGGACAAACAGCUUCUGUCGAACGGCUUGGAUCCUUCAUCCUCGUCGUCCUCAAGUAAUCCGUCUGGCGCAGGUCUCCCGGAUUACGUUCGCCGCCUGUUCUCCGACGCCUACAUGUGCCUUUACCAAAGCCCCGAUCUUAUGUUAUACCGCUAAGUAUUUAAUCUCCGCCUGUUUUGCCUUUUCUGUUUAUAAAGGUCAAUGUUGUGAGUGCUUUGAAAAAGUUUAUCUCACAUCAGCUGGUCCUACACCCUUGCCUGCUCUUCCUUGCUGCCUAUUCGUUGCACAAUAUUGAACGUUACACUAAGCGUUACAGGUGAUGGACAAAUUGUAAAAAAUAUUUCUGUUGAUAGGACGAGGGAAAUGGAAGUUAUUACAGUAUCAAUUACUUGACUA